GACAGUCAGUAGGACACAGAGACAGGCAGACAGAUAGUAAGAGAGACAGACAGACAGACAGACACUCGCCCACUGCGGUGGGCACAGCCGUGAUGCCAGUGAGGAUGAUUGUUCUCACUGGACCUUCUGCUCUCUGUGUGUCUGUCUGUCACAUUUCAGAGAAGUCCACCAAUGAAACCAACACAGCAGACGACUGGGGGCUCAUCAUGGACAUCUGUGACAAGAUCGGAACGACACCCAAUGGAUCAAAGGACAGCUUGAGAUCCAUCAUGAAGAGAGUCAACCACAAAGUGCCUCAUGUUGCCAUGCAGGCCCUCAAUUUGCUUGGUGCUUGUGUGUCGAACUGCGGCAGAAUAUUCCACUUGGAAAUCUGCUCACGGGAGUUUGCCAGUGAAGUACGGAGCGUUGUGAGCAGAGCCCACCCUAAGGUGUGUGAGAAGCUGAAGGCUCUGAUGGUGGAGUGGGCAGAAGGCUUCCAGAAGGAUCCACAGCUCAGCCUGAUCGGCGCCACCAUCAAGUCUCUGAAGGAGGAGGGUGUCAGCUUCCCCACCGCGUCCUCACAGGGUUCCACCACAAAGGUCGUCACACCGGCUGUCGGCAAAGAGUCGGAUGAUGACAACCUGGCUAAAGCCAUCGAGCUGUCCUUGCAGGAGCAGAAGCAGCCGGUGGAGACACGCCCCCUGGCCGCGACCUCCGAACCCCCGAACUACACCAACGGCAGCGGGGGUCAGGAGGCCCGGAAGGUUCGAGCGCUGUACGACUUCGAAGCGGCCGAAGACAACGAGCUGACCUUCAAAGCUGGAGAACUUAUUCUGGUUUUGGACGACAGCGAUCCAAACUGGUGGAAAGGAGAGAACCACAGAGGAGUCGGGCUUUUCCCUUCGAACUUUGUCACCACCAACCUGAACGCUGAGCCAGAGACAGUGGCUUUUGUUGAGAAGGCACCGAGCCCCGAAGAGACGGUUCAGGAAGCCAAAGUAGAGCCUGAGCCCGUCUGCAUUGACGAGGGGAAGAUGGACAGAACUCUGGGUCUGCUGCAGAACGCCGAUCCUGCAGAUCCGGCUCCAGACUCUGCUGAGCUGAUCCAGCUGGAGGGUGCGUGUGAGCAGAUGAACCCGAUGAUUGAUGAGAGGCUACAGGAGAUAGACAGGAAACACUCCGAGCUGUCGGAGCUGAAUGUGAAGGUCCUGGAGGCGCUGGAGCUUUACAACAAGCUGGUGAACGAGGCUCCGUUCUACUCGGCCUACUCCAAGAUGCAGGCGCAGUACAAUCCAGCCGGCUCGGCCGUAGCCAUGCAGGUCAGAACCUACAGAGAGCUGAACACGCUGUUCAUGUAGCUCUGCAUCAUAAAACAUGGAGGCUCCACAUGAGUAUUAAACUGUUCACAUGUUCCAGCCUCUCCUCUCCUCUCCUCCUCUGCUCUCCUCUGCUCUCCUCUGCUCUCCUCUCU
Molecule: messenger RNA, 1450 nt
Organism: Anarrhichthys ocellatus (wolf-eel)
Lineage: Eukaryota; Metazoa; Chordata; Actinopteri; Perciformes; Anarhichadidae
Product: signal transducing adapter molecule 2
Exons: 11
Coding region: 93-1337 (414 amino acids)
Biological process (GO): signal transduction
Cellular component (GO): endocytic vesicle
Molecular function (GO): phosphatidylinositol binding; ubiquitin binding
Source: RefSeq, a predicted model, not a curated record